ACAAGUGCACUGAUGCUGUCCAAUACCGUCGCGACGCUGCCUGGAGUCAUGGUUCUCUGGCUGAGCAUUUCCACCGCAGCAAACCAACUUUUAACUUUUAACUGAAGCCGUUCUGAGCCGCAAAUCUGUCUCGUGCCCGGUUAAUUUCGUUCAUGCGCCGUUAAAUUGCCUGAGGGAGUGCUUGAGCUACACAUUUCAUGGAAAGUUUUCCGUCUCGACAGAUCUGUGACUACGGGUUGUUUGUUCGUGUGAAUACACGCUUCAGACGAAAAGAUCGGCUGGCUGUUUGUUCACUAUGUACUUUCGCAUUCACCAUCAGGCUGUUUAACGAUUUCCACUAAAUUAAUAUGCGUAAUUCGUCGGACAUUGGACUGUCGGAGGAGUUAGUCGCGGCUGAGGAGUCGAUCGAAGCCGCACAAGUGUUGUGACACCGGGCCAAGACUCCACUUAAGAAGUAUGAUAAAGGCACCUUCGUCGGACCCACAGGGCUCCUCUCACAACAAUGACCUGCAGAGUUACCCUUUCACAGAUGAGCAGCUGAUGAAUCCAAGUCUGAGGUCUAGUUGUACAGUCCAUAUGCAACCAGUCCUGUCUGAGCCUUGCUUUGAGGAGAACCGGCUUAACGGACUGAAUUCUCAGGCCCAGACUGUUCCCGUGAUUGCCAAUGGCCAAGCCAAGCUGUAUCCCUCCAGGGAUGUGCGUCUGUUUCCCACCCAGACAAAAUGUGAGGACAAUGCCCCGCUCAGAGGACCACCCGUCACACCACAGGCUUGGUCUGGAUUGGCUAGUUUCCGUGUCAUGGGUUCUUUCAAAAAACUGCGGACUUCUGUGCUCCAAGGAAUCCAGAACCGCAGCAAUGCGAUGGCAGCCGGUCAGGAGAGAAAUCUGUCCUCGAUGAUUGAGGAUGGCGGUAGUUUUUUAGUAACCAAACGAGAGGUUGCAACCAAUCAAAUCCAGGAAACUGACAAAGUGUCAAAUGGGACGGCUCGAACCGGAAAGACAUCUUCGGUUUCGGAUGAAGAUGACUGUGAGGAGGAAGUGUGUGGGUUUCAGAGGAAUUCCCAUUUCUCUCAGAGUAUCCGCAAGGCUUAUGGGGCAGGACGGAUCUCAUUGCUUGACAUAGCUAAGACAGAGAGCCCGACUACCAGUGAGCCUGACCCCAGCAGCACUGUGGAGUCCAUCAUACCUUGCAAGAACCUUGAGACUCAUGAAAAUGUCAGUGUUCUCAAAAGACUAAGCAAGAGUGCAGAUAAUCUCCAUGUCUUCAAGGGUCAUUUUAGACGCAAUGUCACCUCAGCUGAGCCACAGAACCCAGAAUGCCCCAGUACUAUAAUUCUUCAGAGGACCACCAGUUCUUCAUCGGUUGACUUGCAGGAACAUGAUUCAGGUAGACGUCAAAGCCCCAUGAGGACACGUGGACAUCUGCAAAAACUUGUCGGUAGUUUAACCGACCUGUCAGUCAAGUGUAAAAACACGCAAGGCCCCGCCCCCAGAAUACCUCUGUUACCUAUCAGUCAGCUACAUGAUGACUACUCCCGCAGAACCCCAUGUGUACCAUUAAGUGGGCGCCAGCGGAGGCCUUCACCCACACCCAGCAAGGCCCAGCAGGCCAACACUCACCAACACAUCCCAAAUUUACACCCGGCGCCCUCCUGUCCCGCUGUCUUUAGUUCCAUUCUAAAUGACUCUUUGGAGCCUCCUAGCAAAACAACAGCCCUAAUAAGUGACUAUGUUCAGGUGGCUGUGUCCUCGACAGAUUUGUGUUUAGAUGCCCCAGUCUCUCCACUGGAAAAAUACUGUGAACCUAUGGAGUGCCAUCAAAAUGGAAUAAAUAACCACUACUUUCAAAUACCCAAGCAGUGCUCAAGCCCCAGUCAAAAGCAGACAGUCAAUGGCAGUAACGUUAACUUGGAGUGUCUAUGGACUGAAGAGAGAGAGACUGAUGAUCUUGAGGCUUCAUCAGAUAUCACAAAAGCGUUUCUCAAAAGUGAUGAGAUCUCAACCGCUGCUGCUUCACCUAUCGCAAACACCUGUUCCUCAGAAUCCCCCCUGGUAACUCCAACAACACCAAUCUCUCCACCCUUUGCCAGUGACUCUCCCGCUUCUGUAGUGGCCAGGAAAAGGGCAGGUCGCUCCAGACCCCGGCCAGUGUCUGACUAUGGCCAGCUGGCCAGCUCAAAGUACUGCAUCCCAGAGGAGGACAGGGAGUCUGAGACUAUGGACUACACUUCCCAGAAGGACUACAAUACCAAUGGCAGCUACACAGAGAGUAACAGACCUGAGAAUGGUCAUGUGUGCACUCAAACAGAGAGCAGAAAGAGACGUCCCAUCUCUGUUAUUGGAGGAGUGGAUCUGUUUUCAUCCCCAACUGCUGAGCAGAAGGACGACACUGAAAGCUUGCCUUCUCCGGUAUCUCGUCCUCCAGUUCCCUCUCACAGAGUGCCUCCAUACCGGGCCGUGUCUGCCCGCCUGAGACCCUGCGUCUUCUCCCAAAGCACACCUAUCGGUCUGGAUAGGAUGGGGCGGCGCAAAGGGCGCAGAGUGCUCAGCGAUGGGAGCUCUGAUCCAAUGCUCGAUGACAGUGUGAGUGAGGAGGACGGCAGCUUUGAAGAACUGACUGAAGGAACACCAUAUCUCCAACCGGAAGUCGACCUUUUCACUCUCAAUCAGUACAUACAGUCGGGUCAUGCCGUGUAUGCAGAGGCUCUGUGGGACCAUGUCACAAUGGAAGAGCAGGAGCUGGCCUUCAAAGCCGGGGAUGUGAUCCGGGUUCUGGAUGUUCAGGAGCAGGACUGGUGGUGGGGGGCGGUGGGCGACCGUGAGGCCUGGUUUCCCUCCAGCUUUGUGCGAGUUCGGGUGAAUCAGGAGGAUUCCAGCAGUGAUGGUGUGGAAAUCGCACCGGAUGCAGAGGAAUCCGUCCCAUCAGAUGCACAUAAACAAAACUCGCAGCACAGACAGCAGAUGAGAGCCAAUGUGGUCAAAGAGAUCAUGGACACAGAGCGCGUUUACAUCAAACAUCUCAAAGAUAUCUGUGAGGGAUAUAUCCGUCAGUGUAGAAAGCACCCUGGCAUGUUUACUGAUGCACAGCUAAAAACAAUCUUCAGCAACAUUGAGGACAUCUAUAGGUUCCAGAGAACGUUUCUCAAGGACCUAGAAAAGAAAUACAACACUGAAAACCCUCAUCUCAGUGAGAUUGGCUCCUGCUUCCUUCAACAGGAGGACGGUUUCUCCAUAUAUUCAGAAUACUGUAACACACAUCCGGUGGCAUGCACUGAAUUGCAGCGAUUGAUGAAACAAAGCAGAUAUAAACACUUCUUCGAAGCCUGUCGUCUCUUACAGCAGAUGAUCGAUAUCUCCAUUGCUGGCUUCCUACUCACACCUGUACAGAAGAUUUGUAAAUACCCUCUUCAGCUGGGAGAGCUUUUGAAAUACACACCCAAAGACCACAGUGACUACGCAGGGGUGUGUGCUGCACAUAAAGCAAUGAAGAAUGUGGCAAGUCUGAUAAAUGAAAGGAAAAGACGACUUGAGAGCAUCGACACCAUUGCUCACUGGCAGGUGGCCAUCCUGCACUGGGCGGGUGAAGAUGUGUUAACGCGAAGCUCCGAGCUCAUCCACUCCGGCGAGUUAACGCGGAUAGUGCGGCCCGGUAAGACGCAGCAACGCAGCUACUUCCUGUUUGACCACCAGCUGGUGUUCUGUAAGAAAGACGUCCUGCGGCGAGACCUGCUACACUACCGUGGCCGUAUGGACACUGACCUACUCGAGCCAAUCGACCUGCCUGAUGGACGGCACGCUGAGCUGGGCCUCCUGAAGAACGCGUUUCUCCUACGGCAUGCAGAGAACCUGAAUGUGCUGUGUGUGCUGUGCUGCAAAAAGAGCCAGGACAAGCAGCGAUGGCUGCAAGCGUUUGCUCGAGAGCGCAGACGAGUACAGGAAGACCAAGAGAUGGGGAUAGAGAUUACUGAGGCCCAAAGGAAGCAAGCCGUUCACAAUGCCAGGAAAUCUAAACAAGGAAAAAUUAAAAAAAUGAAUUAUUCUGAUCAUCCUGUGCCUCCUCACCAUCAGCCGCUACAUCCUCUCCAUCAGCGACAUGUGACAGUGCCAACCAGCAUCCCCCAGCAGCAGGUCUUCUCUUUAGCAGAGCCAAAGAAGAAGCCAUCUCACCUGUUGUACUCGCUUGCACGCAGUGCCCUCUUCAGGAAAUGACAAAAAGAGACACUUCAGACACAUUUAGUGUUUACAUUGCGCUGAUGAGAUCCAUAAAUAAUGAAAUAUUACUGGACUACACAUCUGUUAUGUCAUACUCGAAUGCAUACACAUUAAUGUGUAUAUUUAUAUACAUAUAAGUAUGUGUGUACAAAUGACAUAUGUGCCUCAGUAUAAAGGCUCAUUAUUGAGCCUUAAGUCAGUGUGCUAGUGUGGAAAGUGUUAGUUAUUUUAUAGUCAUGUCAUUUUACUGAUAUGGUCAAAAAGCUGCUUCCCAUUGGGUUUCCAUCCGUCACCUUACCUAAAUGUGUGUCUUUUAUGACAAAGACUUGUGUUCUGCUUUUUAACUAAAUGUCUAUAUAAUUUUAUUGCUUUACCUGAGGCUGGAGCCUUGUAAAAUAUAAAGACAGCACACACUAACAUUUAUGAAUCUGUAAAUAAACUUGAACCAAAUUGCAGUGUUUUUUUUUUUAAAUUUCAGUUGUCUCUGUGGUAUAAAGAGGCUGAAUGCAUCUAUAGGAUAAGUGAACACAAGACUCACUGUUUGCACACCUGCCUGGAUACUGUUACACUGUUAGGUGGAAACGAAGCGCCUCGUGUCUUUGCCUUCAUUACGCUGUUCGCGUUCACGUCGAGAGUGCAGAAAGGUAUUUUGGGGGAAACAGUUUUAACAAUGCCGGAUUGGAUCCGAGCAUUUGAGAUUACCGGUCCAAAUGAUUGACUGUAUGCCAUGGAGACAGCGCGAGAAGAAGGCGGGCAGGGGAGCGAG
Messenger RNA from Sinocyclocheilus anshuiensis, 4978 nucleotides. RefSeq names its product spermatogenesis-associated protein 13-like. The record is from RefSeq and is a predicted model, not a curated record. The transcript is spliced from 14 exons. Bases 457 to 4209 code for a protein of 1250 amino acids. NCBI's taxonomy places the organism in Eukaryota, Metazoa, Chordata, Actinopteri, Cypriniformes, Cyprinidae. Gene Ontology annotation, molecular function: protein binding; guanyl-nucleotide exchange factor activity.